AUGCUAAAGAAGAGAUACACUUGAGUUCUGCAUCUGCAUUGUCUAACUUGGCAGAUUCUAUCCAUGAAUUGGAGAAGGUGAAGAUGGAAAUGAAAAUGAUGGAAUCUGCAUUGCAAGGUUCUGCAAGACAAGCUCAGGCAAAAGCUGAUGAAAUCGCUAAGCUGAUAAAUGAGAACGAGCACCUUAAAGCUGUAAUGAGGAUUUGAAGAGAAAAUCCAAUGAAGCAGAAAUGGAGUCUUUGCGAGAGGAAUACCAUCAAAGGGUUUCAACACUUGAAAGGAAGGUUUAUGCAUUGACUAAAGAAAGGGAUACUCUUCGAAGAGAGCAGAAUAAAAAAAGUGAUGCUGCUGCUCUUUUAAAGGAAAAAGAUGAAAUAGUUAAUCAAGUCAUGGCGGAAGGUGAAGAGCUUUCAAAGAAGCAGGCUGCUCAAGAAGCUCAGAUCAGGAAAUUAAGAGCUCAUAUUAGAGAGCUCGAAAAGGAGAAGAAAGGCCUGACGACAAAGCUUUAG
Hibiscus syriacus is the source of this 508-nucleotide messenger RNA. Its product is annotated as golgin candidate 5-like. The record is from RefSeq and is a predicted model, not a curated record. NCBI's taxonomy places the organism in Eukaryota, Viridiplantae, Streptophyta, Magnoliopsida, Malvales, Malvaceae. The transcript has 6 exons. The coding region runs from base 230 to 508 and encodes 92 amino acids.